GGCUUGGGCUCGGUCUCGGUUGGGCCCUGGGCCGCGCGGGCAGCCGUUACGGUGGCCGCGCGGAGAACCGUUAGGGCGGCGCGGGCUGCCCCCAGCUGCGCGCGGGCAGCCGGUAGGGCUGCAAGAGCUGCUGCACGCGCCGCCCCAACGGGCACGCGCACGGGCACGCGCGCCAGCCCCGCCAGGCGGCACUAGGGGGAAGGGGCCUCGGGCCCCGCCCUAGUCCGGCACACGGCACCGCGCAGGCGCGGCGGCCAUUUCCGACGCCGCAGUGAAGGUUUGGGCGCGGCCGAAGCGCCCGGUUCUUCCCCGUCGGACGGGAAUCGCUCAUCUUCCCCGGCCGAUCGGUCUCCUCAGGCCUGCCGUGAGUGAGGGCGGGCGGGCGGGCGGACUGGUGGGAGCGCGGCGCGCCCCUGCGUGCCGCGGGAGGCGGCGAGGCCCUCGCCUUUUGUCGCGGCUCGGUUCCCUUCUGCCCGCAGCGCGUCCCCGGCACGAUGUCUCGAAGAUAUGACUCCAGAACUACCAUAUUUUCUCCAGAAGGUCGCUUGUACCAAGUUGAGUAUGCAAUGGAAGCAAUUGGACAUGCAGGUACUUGCUUGGGAAUUCUAGCAAAUGAUGGUGUUUUGCUAGCAGCAGAAAGACGCAACAUUCACAAGCUUCUUGAUGAAGUGUUUUUCUCGGAGAAGAUAUACAAACUUAAUGAGGAUAUGGCUUGCAGUGUUGCAGGAAUCACUUCAGAUGCCAAUGUUCUAACAAAUGAACUGAGACUGAUUGCACAGAGAUACUUGCUACAAUAUCAAGAGCCCAUUCCUUGUGAACAGCUGGUAACAGCACUGUGUGAUAUCAAGCAGGCUUAUACACAGUUUGGAGGAAAACGUCCUUUUGGUGUUUCGUUGCUGUAUAUUGGCUGGGAUAAGCAUUAUGGAUUUCAGCUGUAUCAAAGUGAUCCUAGUGGAAAUUAUGGAGGGUGGAAAGCUACAUGCAUUGGGAAUAAUAGUGCUGCAGCUGUGUCAAUGCUGAAGCAAGACUACAAAGAAGGAGAAAUGACCUUGAAGACUGCACUUGCUUUAGCCAUUAAGGUUCUAAACAAAACCAUGGAUGUUAGCAAACUCUCUGCAGAGAAAGUUGAAAUUGCAACACUGACAAGAGAGAACGGAAAGACAGUAAUAAGGGUUCUGAAGCAAAAGGAGGUGGAACAGUUGAUAAAACAACAUGAGGAGGAGGAAGCAAAAGCUGAACGUGAAAAGAAGGAAAAAGAACAAAAAGAGAAGGAUAAAUAGAAUAUGAAAUCAAGUGUUCUGUAGAUAAUAGAGGACCUGCUUCAGUAAAAGAUAAUCUGGAUUUCUGUUUUGUAGAAGCCUACAAACAUGCCAUGGAGGACCCAGAAUUACUUUUGAUGAACCAGGUCCUUAAUCAUCAUUCAGAUAAUUAGUUUGCUUCUCCUUGCAUUGACCAAUAACUGCUUUAAUUCUUGAACACUCUAUUUCUUUCAUCUUCUAUUUUUUAUUAUGGAAUAAAAUUUAAGAAUAAUAGUGAUGGGUGUCUUUAUUUCCUUAGUAAUGCCUGGAUAUGCACAAUUUUGAGGGAUUUAAUCGCUUUAAACCAUUAUAACAAGGUAUAUGUUAGUUGGUAAAGAACAAAUAUGGUGUUAGAAUUGUUAGACUUUUGUGUGUAUGUGUGGGUUUUCCCUUUUAAAGUAGUGAAAAGGGCUCCUAAGUUAGAAAAAUCAUUUCACAAAUACAGAAUUAAAGUGUGCUGGCAUGCCAAGUUUUAGUUUUGGCUUAUUUUGUUCUAUAACAGGCUAUGUCAAACUGAUGGUCUUGCAAGCAGUAGUGUUUUAAACAUGCCCUGUAGCAAAUGUGUUCAGUUUAUCAUAGCCUUUCAUGAAUGCAUGUGUUUUCUAAGAAAUUAAUCAUAUUACACUAGCUAUAGUCACACAAACUAGAAAGACAUUUUACAAAGGCCACGUGAAAAUGUUAAGCUAUCUCGUCAAAAUACAAAUAGGUAAAUAAAAUACUGCAUGAUUUUAGGUCAUGUUGACUAUUUUACAUUUUAUCCUGAAAGGAAAUUGAGACGUCAUAUAUUCUUUAGUGUUGCUGAUACUUGCCCAGAGAAUUUGGUUCCCUCUCUGAGAGAUGCAAGUCUAGAAGGCUAACCAGUUAACCACUUGAGAAAUCAUAAUAUUUGUGCAUGAAUUAGAAAGUAGAAUAAUUUUUGUUCAAAUUGUCCCUGUACUGAAUGCAAAAUAUGUUUUUCAGAUUAACUAAAAUCUCUUCUGGAAAAAAACCCAAAAAACUGUUGUUAAUAGAGGAGAUGGAAACAAGUUAGUGAAAAUUGUUUUGCACCCUUUCAGUUACCAAAAGCAAACUGAAAAACUCACUCAGCCUUACUUGCUGAAUUUCAAACUGUGACACUGGUGAUCCAGCCCCUGUGUGCUGACUCUGUGUCUGUCUUGUAGCUGCUCCCCCCUACCCCCCCAAAGGAUAUCUGAUGUUUACAGGAUUUAAUAUGAUCUUUUAAGGAAACAGAGUGAAUCCAUACAAUGGUUUAUUAUUUUUAAUCUAUCCUGGACAUUUUUGACUGAUAAAAUGUACUUUGUCAACGUGGCCAGAAAUUACCCUUAGUCUCAACAAAACCCAUUUUUGAGCUCAUUGCUGUAAAAUUCACUGUUGAGAACAGAGGAAGGAAUCUGACUUGAGGUGUUUCCUGCAGCUUGGGUAGACGUACUGCACUCACUUUGGCAACCUCUGUACAGGCAGUCCUGUGGGGUGGCAUGGGUUCUGUGCAGGCUGCAGGACCUGCUUCUUGCUUUUCUAAGUUUCAGUGCAGGCCAAUUGCUUUAGGCUUUUGUACUGAACUUAGUACUUCGUUAGUAUUCAAAUUUUAUAGCUAAGAAAGGUUAGACCUGACUUUUAUUUGCACCUCACAACAGUAGAUCUUCCAAAUAAUAACAUAGGAAUGAUGUUUCAUGUACCGAGUUCUGAGUAGUGUCAGAAAACAUGCAAUCACUAAGAUUCAAUCUCCAUUGUAAAGGGUUGUAUAAAUACCUCAAGUUCCAUUUUUAUGUAGAAAAUUCAGUGCUCAAUCUUCUUAUUUUUUGAUACCAUGAGUGCAAUAUAUCAGCAUCUUUUGCAGAUUUCUAGAUCGCUGAUGAGGGUUAUACAAGUACUGGGAAUAUGUCCUAAAAGCAGCAAUGCCAAAAUGGAGGUUUUUCUUCUAACUUUGCAAAGGUCACUUGAAACAAAAUGUGAUAGACUCUAGCAAUGCUUCCUGCCUUCUAGGAAACCAUAAGAGCCUCUGAGUCUGGGGGUUCAUCAAUGUAUAUAAAUCACACAAGGCAAUUUGUUUAGUGUACUAGUAGAAGUAUUAUUAGAUAGCUUAGGAUAUAGAUUUAUUAAAAUAUUUUUUAGUAAGUGCUUCCGUUCCUAACGAAGAGGGGAUAACAAAUCUAUUUGAAUCUUUUUUUUAAAGAAUUACCAAUAACAUUUCUUUGCCAAACACUGCAUCGUUCGCUGGUAAAGAACUUCUUAGAUACUGUAAUAAUCAAAGUCAGAAUUAUUUAAAUGAUUCUCUGAUCUGUACUCCAUUAUGCAUUGAAGUAUUGUGAUAAGUUGCAUAGUUCCACUACAUUUUGAAAGAUUUAUUUAUUUAAAGGUUUUGUUUACCCAAAGUAAAAGCAUUGUCAAAUACUUUGAAUAUAAUCUUUGAAUAAUUACCAAUUUAAUUUAAAAAACCACCAUCUCUACCAAGUGCCAUUAAUAGCUGACUGUGAGAUGAGCCUCAGUACUGCCUCAAAAUAGGCAAGUAACUUUAGCUGGCACUCAUAUUCAAGAUGUAAAGUUCUGCUAAACUACACUUAAUUUCUUAUUUUUUCUGCAAUAGAACCUAGGACAGUAAGCAGAUGCUGGAGAUCUUUUACUGACUAGAAUCUUCCUCGGACAUCCGUACACUAAUGCAAGUUGCUUACCUGUUUUUCCUAGAACUAGAGCAGUGUUUGACUGCAUAGGCCUAUUGUGUUGAUUCUGGCUUUGUGUGUUUAAAAAAAAAAAAAAAAAAAAAUCACCACUAUCUGUGCCUUCUGUGGGAGUGGUUUGGGGAUAAGUCGUAAGAACAGAAAAAUGAUUUUGGCGAUACAUUUGAGUUGUUUUUGCUAAUCAAAAUGAUCUUCCUGUUCUUUGUAUGUUUUUUUUUUUGGUGUACGUAGUGUUUAAGUAGAGUUUACAGUGUAUUACAUAAGUAUUUCAAGUAUUUAGCUAUUGGUGUGGAUUAAAUGUUACUUUAACACCAGAACUUCAUGUGGUGCUGUGGAAGGUGACAGAUUUUUCAAAUUAGGUAAAAGUAUUUACUUGAAACUGUUUGCAUAAUAUGAUGUUAGUAAACUUAAAGACUGGAUAGUUUAUAUCUCACUUGAGUGCAUGAUAGAGCUUGUUAGGGCAAGUAUUCACAAAUAGAUUGUCCUAAUAAAUUGUAAUGUGUUUUGUUAUUCUAAGUAGUUUAAGAGAUAAUGAAACUACUGCUUCUCAGUAAUACCUGUGCUGUCUCUUGCAUCUGUCAGUGUUUAAAAAAAACAAGUUAGCUUGUUUUCUAGAUGACUGUAUUCUGUUCAAAUAAAGUCAAAUUAACUUCUAAAA
This is a messenger RNA of Grus americana (Whooping crane), 4631 nucleotides long. It is a transcript of the gene PSMA4, whose product is annotated as proteasome 20S subunit alpha 4. The record is from RefSeq and is a predicted model, not a curated record. The transcript is spliced from 9 exons. Bases 495 to 1280 code for a protein of 261 amino acids. Gene Ontology annotation, biological process: ubiquitin-dependent protein catabolic process. NCBI's taxonomy places the organism in Eukaryota, Metazoa, Chordata, Aves, Gruiformes, Gruidae. Gene Ontology annotation, cellular component: proteasome core complex; proteasome core complex, alpha-subunit complex; cytosol.